Daldinia vernicosa is the source of this 1387-nucleotide messenger RNA. RefSeq lists its product as uncharacterized. NCBI's taxonomy places the organism in Eukaryota, Fungi, Ascomycota, Sordariomycetes, Xylariales, Hypoxylaceae. The record is from RefSeq and is a predicted model, not a curated record. Bases 368 to 742 code for a protein of 124 amino acids. The transcript is spliced from 3 exons.
UGGAAUUACCUAGACUUAAAUUGGAAUGUUGUCUUGGUUCCUGUCUUGGUUCCUGUCUUGGUUCCAGUCUUGGCCUUUACAUACUAAAGCACAGCCCCCCAAGGUGACGCGCAUCUCGCACGAGGAUGCGAAUACUUCUUCAGCCAGCAUGGCACUGACAAAGAAUAAAUUGAUUCUACAAUUGUUGCCUUCACGCCCUACGACUUUAAUCCUUGUAAAAUAAGAAAUAAGAAAAAUAUACUGAGUACUCUCUUGGCAACCUUCCUCUCAAGCGCGCGAAUCCAUCUACCUACCUUGGUACCUACUUAAACCAUCCUCUCGAUUAGCGCAGGUUUAAGUUGCGAUAGCCUUGUAGCGCCUAGUUAAGAUGUGUCUAAUAUUCACCUGCGGCGAGCAUACCUUCAGAAAAGAGGUAGAAGGCUACGAGGGUGUCAUCUGCCAAUGUCAUAACUGCGGCAACUACGCCGGACAUAUCAUCAAAAGCAAUCCUUGGUUCACCUUUUGCUUCGUGCCCGUCAUCCCGCUUUCUAUCCAUGGCUACCAGGACGUCGUCUGCCAUAUCUGCAACUUCGCGCAGCCGUUAGAACACCGACCCGACGCUCAGGCGAUGCGACGUGGCGGGCAAGGGAAUAACGUUCCGAUGCAGAAUCAACCGCCGCCGCAAGGACCUCCGCAACAAGGGCCACCUCCGGGAUGGGGACAGGCACCGCCUCAGGGCCAAGCCCCUAUGAGGUACGGAUAGAGGCGUAAGAGGUUAGCCGUUAGUUUCACGAUUUAAGAUAGUAGGAGUUGGGUGUCACGAGAGCUGAGUACACGAUACAAAACAGCGUAGCAGUUGCGCCAUAUUGCACAGCAUCAAGGUUGGAGUUUAAGGAUCCGCGUAUCAUUAGGCUAUCCCGCUUGGGGCGUUUUGACAUGACUUGCGGAUGGAACGAUGAUUAUAAAUUUAUAUUUCAGGGCUUAUUAUAUGAGCUGCACAUGAUUAGGCAUACGUGGCAGUCGAUUUGGUGUGUUGAAGGUAGAUAGUGGAAACUCAUCACGGUUAGUUCCAUGUUCAUAGGAACACUGAUGGUUCGAGAGUUAUGCGUCAUAGGUCUUCGACUUAAAGUAUGUACUAUAGUAGAAUUCCUAAAGGCCACAUCGUGAUAUCGAAGUUGACGCGCAACGAUGAUAUUGGAAUUCCCCUAUUACAAAAAUAUUGGGCACGAUCUUGGGUUCAUAGGAGGAGCAGGCUUAUAAUUAUAUCUGAUGUUAACAAGCAGUGGCCUCUUGACGAUAAAACCAUCUAACCACCCCAACGAUGUUUCGCUUAUAGGGUUCAAGUGCCAAAAGUACGUAUACAGCCGGCCAUCUUAGAUGUAUAUAUUAUGUAUCAAAAUAGCCUCAG